UAAAAAAAAAAAACAGACAAUGGAAGAAGAACUAAAAAGUGACAUGAACGGUGACGAAAUCAUACCAAAAAAUAACAACAACAACAAUCACAUAAAUCACGAUACAACAAAGUUAGUUUUGACAAUUAAGGUGAACGACGAAACCGAGUCACUGAAAAAUCGCAGUGAAAAUGAAAAAAUAAUUCACGUGAAUGGAAGUACAGAAAUUCAAAUUGUGAAACCAUCGCAAGCGCCAAUAACGAACAACAAUGGCUCAUCUUCAAUCAGCAGCAUUCCAAUAAACAUUCCAAAUAACGAAAAUGACAGUGACGCGAACGAGGAAGAAGAGUUUGACUUUAGUUCGAGCGAUUUCGAGGAUGCACAAGAAGACAUGAGUGCCGCUUCAGAAAUCCGUUCAGAAGAGAUCUCAGAUGUGAAUUUGACCGUUGGCGAAGGUUCUGACAUGAGUAUUUUACAAAGUCCGGGUCCGCUGCAAGCGUCAAAGUCGAUGGAUUUGACGCCAGUUGACAUUGAGGAGGAGGAAACGCAAAAUUUAUCCGGUAAUCGAUCGAGAUCCAUUGACGAGAGUGAAAGUAGGACCGAAGAUGAUGUCUUAAUUUCAGAAUUUUUUGGGAAAGCGAACGAAAUAGCUGAAGCAAGACUUGCGGCAAGACGACAAGCGAGAGCAGAAGCCCGUGAAAUUCGAAUGCGAGAGCUGGAACGGCAACAAAAAGAGCAAGAACAAAACGCGGACCGGCAAUUUGACAUGCAACAGCAGUCAGCGACUGCAAUAGAUCCUGUUUCACGUAGUAGGCUAGUCGCAGCUAAUUCAUUAAGGAUGAAUAACAACACGCAGAACUCGCGGAGAAGCAGCGAGGACUCCGUCGAAGAUGAAAAUCGUAGUUUACGGGAUAUGCGGCACGAAUUGAAGGACGUUGAAGAACGUUUCCGCAAAGCAAUGAUCACAAAUGCUCAACUGGACAAUGAACGGGCAUCACAAACAUACCAGAUACAGCUGCUCAAAGACAAAUUAGAGGAUAUGGAAGAGACGUAUGCGCAACUUCAGCGGGAAUAUAGAGAAAAGUGUCGCGAUCACGACGCCCUGAAACGACAAAAUGACAAAUUGUCCGAGGAUUUGCGAUUAACGGCGGGUCAGUUGCACGAACGUGAUACUUUGAUUGCGGAACAGGGGCUGACAAUCGUUUUAAUCGAAAAUGAGGAGGGCACAGAUGCCCGACGUGCUCUAGUCAGUGUGGAGAAUGCACAUUUGUUAGGAACAGUUCAAGGAUCGUUAGACGUGCGACUCAGGAGAUUUGCUGAAGAAAAAUCAGAACUUCAGGAAGAAAUUACGAAACUCAGACAACAGUUAAACGACACCAAACACAGAGGACGACGCAGUGGAUCAAUGAAUGGCUCCCUUGAAGAUGAUGAUUUAGAAGAUGCUCAAAGAGAAGCUAACAAGCUCCUAUCGGAAUACAAAUACAAAUUACAAAAAGCUGAACAAGAAAUUGCGAGCCUUCAAGCGAGCUUAGCGAGAUCAGAAUCACAAGUUAUUCGGUAUAAAAGUACAUCGGAAGCUGCAGAAAAGGCAGAGGCUGAUUUGAAGACCGAACGACGAAAAUUACAAAGAGAGAAUCGUGAAGCCAUGGAACGCCUUGAGGAACUUGAAACAGCGAAUAAUCACUUGUUGAAGCGCUUAGACAAAUUAAAGAAUGCAAAAAGUGCCCUGCUGAAGGAUCUCUGAUGAUUUUGUCACGAGAGCUGCUACGUAAUUUAAUGCCAAUAGAUGAAUGUCAAACUGAAGGUCCUCAUUUCACCUGCAAAACAAAAAAAAAAAACGCUUUUUUAUCAAAAUCAAUAUUUAAGUGUAAUAUUGUAGAUUUUUUAAAAGGAAAGGAUAAACAAAAGAAAAAACAGCCCAGCCAUAAAAAUAUACAUUUAGUAGUGUUAACAACCUAAAAGUAAACUAUUAUACUUAAAAUUAGGAAAAAAAAAACUUUUUUAGGAGUAUUUAUUAAUUUAUAUAAAAGAAAAGAAAAAUGACGAUGUGUAUUAUAUUUGGAAAGACAGUUUGAAAAUUUUAAAUUUAAUUUUUUUCUUCUUAUUUUCAUCAAGAAAACCUUAACUUAUUAAUUUAUUUUGUCAUAAAAAAUAUUUAGUUAGGACCAAUUUUCGUUCAAUGAGCUUUAACAUUUUUUUUUUAUUUUACUAUAAAAAUCACAUUAUUGUUACUACUACUAUUACACGACCACCAUAUCAUUUUAGGAUUUAAUUUUAUUUUUUAUACAACACACAAAAAAAAAUCAAAAAAGCGUGCUUAUGCCAUCCAAACAUUUUAGCUCGUGUCAUAUAUUUAGUACUCCAGAAGAAUUAGAAAUUUUUAUAGAGUUAUGUUUUUAAAGCCCCGUUUUACUUACUCCGAAAUGUAUGAGCAAAUUUUGUUAUAUUUAAAUAAAUAAUUAAAAAAAGAUGGCGUCUAUUAAGGCACAUUGAUGAAUAGAACUACAUGAAAAAAAAUACCUAU
Culicoides brevitarsis is the source of this 2503-nucleotide messenger RNA. RefSeq names its product leucine-rich repeat flightless-interacting protein 2. The transcript has 6 exons. The record is from RefSeq and is a predicted model, not a curated record. Gene Ontology annotation, biological process: regulation of DNA-templated transcription. NCBI's taxonomy places the organism in Eukaryota, Metazoa, Arthropoda, Insecta, Diptera, Ceratopogonidae. Bases 20 to 1723 code for a protein of 567 amino acids.